Symbiodinium pilosum is the source of this 2142-nucleotide messenger RNA. Lineage: Eukaryota; Dinophyceae; Suessiales; Symbiodiniaceae. The record is from the annotation of a GenBank genome assembly.
AUGGCAGAAGAAAUGAAGAAGCGUUCCUGUGGCACCGAGGCAGAGGAGUCAUCGCUUAAGAGGCCGAAGGCUUCUGGACGUGAAAGCAAGGGCGGAUCCUCAGACAAAUCCCCGCAGAAGGCUUCAUCACGGAUUGCUUCUGACAGCAAGGCCCAAACAGCUCCAGAUCAGGAAACACGACCGUUCGAGGUCAAAGUUGACGCCGAAACCAACAAGAAGCCUGAGGCCGAAGCGUCCUCCGAUCAGGCCAGACCAGCCUCAAGUCAGGACACGGACCAACAGCUACGUGAGCUGGCGGUGAAGGGGCUGGCAGGAGCCCAGGCGGAGGUGGAAAGUGCCAGAAAGGAGGUGGAAAGUGCGAGAGCAGCUGUCCACUUUGCGGAGAACUGCUGGCGCCAAGCCAUAAGCAGCAACGACGGGGAGCAGGCAAGUAAGUGGGAGCAGAAGGUCCAGGAGGCCAAGCAGAAGGUCCAGGAGGCCAAGCAGGAGGUCCAGGAGGCGGAGCAGAAGGUCCGGGAGGCCAAGCAGGAGGUCGAGAAGGCCAAGCAGGAGGUCCAGGAGGCCAAGCAGGAGGUCCAGGAGGUCGCUUCCAAAGACUUCGACAUAGCAGCAUGUACGCGGCCCCCGAUCAUCGUAAAACCGAGGACGUUCGUGGAGCUUGGCCCUUGCAAGCAGGCCUGCCUCGAGGCUGUCCGCAGGAACUUGCCUCUGCAAACAGAGUCUACGACUGUGCGAGUGUCCCCGACAGUGCUCUCCCGGUGCAUGCGCGGGGGCAAGACCACAGUGCUGAUGCACGUCUUCGACGAGCUGAAAAAUGAGUCGAAGAACCCUAUUUUCAUCAGCUUUAAUGGCGACUCUCAAAUCAUGCAGCUCAAGAACGAAAGCUCCCUGGGAACAAUGCGGAGGGCCAUCGCCGUUGCACUGCUGAAAGAGAAGCCCGCGAAGCGUGAUGAGGCUGCGCGAAUUCUCUGUAGGCAGAAUGUCUUGGAGGAGUACCUGAAGGACAAGAAGGAUGUUGUCCUCAUCGUCGACGAGCUGAAUGUUUUGCUGAAGCCAGACAAGUCAGAUGAUGGCUAUGCAGAGGUUGGCGCGUUCCUGCGGGAGCAAUUCCUCGACCCUUCAGGCCGAUACCUGAUUUUCAGCACUCACAUUCCAACCGGCAUCGGCCUGUCCCAUCUUUUGGGCAAGGGCUCAGGCAGCACUCGUACAGCAGAGACUAUAAAGAUGCCCAGUUCGCAUGACACGAAAUCACUCAGGAACAUGGACGAAAAAUGUGAGGCUUUGACUCCUUGCGAGGCUGCGUACUAUGGACAAAUGCCAUCCCUGAUCUACUCCGUGAAGACGCACGGCUUCAACAUACUGGAACGGUUCCAGGCAAUAGGGUGUGAGGAGCCAACCGCAGCCUUGACCAAAUGUUUUCUCUCAGAGUUCUUCACGGGUGAGCGGGGUGAAAACUCAGCUCCAAUACGAGUCUUCGAUAGCCUCACCGAAAGCCCAGCCAGCGGACAGAUUCGGUGGAUCCCUGCCUAUGUGGCCAAAAUGUGCUCUCGCCUGGGAUUGUCAGAAAUUGCCGGUUGGGUCGAGGAGAUCCCCAAGCUAUCGGAAAGGGUCGAGAGCGGCCUAGACUGGGAGGCCAUCGUGCUGGUCGCACUCAGCCUCCGAUGCGUCCAGGCCAAGUACGGCUUCGUCCACAAGCUUUUGCAUCUGCCAAGCAUGACUGAGAAGGUCAAAGGCGUGUCCUUGCACAAAGUGCCGAAGGAGAAUUGCGACACGCCGAACGACAUGGUGGCAUGGUGGAAGGGGAGGACCAUAUCAUCUGAGGCAUUCCCGUACAUCGCGGUGCUGUCACCAAGUUAUGCAAGGACGGCAGUUUGUGACGCAAUGUGGAUCUAUCAGCAACAUUCAACGAGCGAACUCGUGGUGCGGGGCCUGCAAAGCAAGCUGGGAAACAAAGUGCCAGCCUCGGACAUGCCAGACGGCAUUCUUGGCUUGCUUGUGAGGGGAAAUGCCCCAGCAAACAGCAAGCCGCCCACACUUAGGAAAGGCUGGGAGUACAAGACCGCAGAUGAGAUUCGUGAUUUUUUGGGUGCUUCCUUGUCAGCCCUCUAUCCUGCUGACUGGUUUAGUACACCCAGAAGCUGA